UGUGAGCAUACAGCCGGGGAGGGGGCUGGACUGGACUGACGGAGAGAGGAGUGACUUUCGGCAGCAGCGGCGGUGGUGGCGGCAGGCGGGUAUGGAGGGUGUGAAACAUGGCUCACCAAGGAAAUAAAUAACGGGACCGGGACCAUAUCAUUUAAGCUAUAAAAAAAUACAAGGUAAAAAGGAAAAGAAAAAGAUAGAAAGAAAAACAGGAAGCGGAUAUUUCAAGAGUGAAGAAAAAACUGGGUUAGAGCUGCAGUCGGUGCCGCACGCUUCAGUGUUGAUGUUGGUAUUUGGCCACGAAUACCUGGCGAAAAUAGUCCCGACGUCCUAUUAUUGAGGCUCCUCUGUCCUGUGUGACCCCCCCCCCCCCCCUGCACAGAGAGGAUGGUGAUGGAGGAGGGGGACCAGAGAGACAGAGGGAGGGGGGAUCCAGCCACACCAGGGGCAGAUGGAAGGCAAAUCCUGAAUGAGAUUGCGGAGAAGAACUUUGACGCCAUUUGUCGCUCUACAUACCGAACAGCAUGCAAACUGAGAUAUGUACAAAAGAGAUGCAACUUGCAUCUGAUCGACAUUUACAACGUGAUCGAGGCGGUGCGGGACGCUGGUCUGAACGCCGUGGAGCUGAACGCUGGCAUCUCUGUGACCAGGCUGGAGAACCUGGUGUCCUCCCUGUUCAACCAGCUCAGCAAGCGCAUGCCCACCACACACACCAUCAACCCACGAGAGAGUACCGUGCUGCUGGUCGGAUUCCUCCUGGCUGCCAUCGACAGUGAUCCACACAGCCGACUGACAGUGCUCUCAGUCAAGGCGAUGCUGGCCACACUUUGCGGUGGGAAACUUGUAGAUAAACUUCGCUAUGUGUUUUCUCAGGUAUCGGACUCACACGGUGUGUUGGUAAUGUCAAAAUUUGACAAUUUUUUGAGGGAGACUCUCAAGCUGCCCACUGCUCUGCAUGAAGGACCGUCCUUUGGCUACACACACACCUUAGCGCGCUCAUGCUUUCCACAACAGAAAAGGGUGAUGCUCAACAUGUUCCUGGACAUCAUAGCUGAACCUCCUCAGUGUCUUGUCUGGCUGCCUCUCAUGCACCGCAUGGCCAAUGUAGAACACGUCAGUCAUCCAGUGACGUGCUCUUACUGUCGUGGCAACGGUAUGAUGGGCUUCCGUUAUCGCUGCCUCCGUUGCCGUGGCUACCAGCUCUGCCAGAAUUGUUUCUGGCGUGGCAACGCCAGCGGCUCUCACAGCAACCAGCAUCAGAUGAAGGAGCACUCAUCAUGGAAGUCGCCGGCGACUAAGCUGGGCCGAGCCCUGAGCAGGACUCUGGGCUGCGUAUCGUCCAGGGAGCCCCCCCACCCCGUUUACUCAGAAGAACCUGUGAGGACCCUAAACCUCUCCAACAUAGUCCCCUCUCAACCCACUGGAAACAGCAGUGAGGCCAUGUUGCUGUCUCCGUCAGUGCCAGAGUCAUCCAAGAGUCUGGCAGGGGCUCAGCGUAUGAACGAGGAACACGCUCUGAUCGCCGCCUAUGUGAAUCGCCUCCAGAGCAGCCCGCGCAGCGUGGACAGUCCCAGCAGGCAAGACGAGGAGCACAAACUGAUCGCGCGCUACGCCUCCCGACUGGCAGACACCGACAGCGCAGGAGUGAUUCCUAACCGGAGCAUCAACUUUGAUGUGAACAAACAGAAGAGGGAGCUCAUUGCUCAGCUGGAGUGUAAAAACAGAGAGAUCUUGGCAGAGAUCAAACGUCUCCGAGCAGAACAUGACGCGGCGUGCCAGCCCAGCCCGGAGAAGGGCAGCACCAACCCAACUCUGCUGGCUGAGCUUCGGCUGCUCAGACAGAGGAAAGACGAGCUGGAGCAGAGGAUGUCGUCUCUGCAAGAGAGCAGGAGGGAGCUGAUGGUACAGCUGGAGGGGCUGAUGAAGCUGCUCAAGGCGCAGGCAGCUGGCUCUUCUCACGCCUCUCCUUCUCGGCCGAGCCCGUCAACCGUCCGCUCAGUAGGCACCGCGUCUCCCCAGAUGCACAUGUCCCCCCCUCAAGACUCUUUGGCCGGGGUGGGCGGUGAUGUACAGGAGGCCUUUGCUCAAGGCCCAAGAAGAAACCUGAGGAACGACCUUCUGGUAGCAGCCGACUCCAUCACCAACACUGUGUCCUCACUGGUCAAAGAGCUCCACUCUGAUGAUGGUCGGGAGGAAGAGGAGAGGUUGCUGAACGGGAAGGACCGAGCAGGUUAAAAUGAUGGCAGAACAAACAAAAACAACAGUGUGAUGUUUCAGUUUCAUCACGGCCAAAGAAGACUGACCCUGCCGGGAUUCAAGCGUAUCUUCUAAUAUUCAUCGUUAGCCAAUUGGAGGAUUAGAGCUCCACUUGUCAAUCAACCAAUCACGAUGCUGGACACCAAAAUGACCGCUGGGUCCCUACUGAUGUAUAGCUGUGAUUCUGUGUCUGUCUUGUCACUGUGGUUUUUAACGUUUGUUUUAGAUUUGAUCGCGCGUAGCUAAACGAGGAAUCCGAAGCCUACUGAUUUGUACUGUAGCGUGUGCGCAUGUGUGUGUGUGCUCUGCGUUUUCGAGGUGCGAGAGGGACGAGCAAGUGAGAGGGACAUCGUGAAGAGACAGAAAGACGUUUUUGUGUUUUUUUUUAAAAGAAAUUUACAAAACAGAAAAGUGUAAGAAUGGAGAUACUGGAGGAUGGAGAUAGUGGAUGUGAGAGAGGAAAAAGCGAAGGAAAAACAAAAGAGGGACAGAUGUUAAAAAGAUAAG
Messenger RNA from Scomber japonicus (chub mackerel), 2760 nucleotides. RefSeq names its product dystrobrevin, beta a (gene dtnba). The transcript is spliced from 21 exons. Lineage: Eukaryota; Metazoa; Chordata; Actinopteri; Scombriformes; Scombridae. Gene Ontology annotation, biological process: synaptic signaling. Bases 385 to 2232 code for a protein of 615 amino acids. Gene Ontology annotation, molecular function: zinc ion binding. Gene Ontology annotation, cellular component: synapse; plasma membrane. The record is from RefSeq and is a predicted model, not a curated record.